UACACAGCGAGUACUUUUUUGCUUCAGAAUAUAUACACACUAUCCCUCAAAAACAAAGGUCAUCCACCAAACAAUGGCAACAGCUACCACCAUUGCUGCCAAACCAUCAAAAUGGUUCGCCAACAAAACUUUAAAGCUAAGCCUCCCUCGUUUUCGUUCAAAAUCUAGAUCUUCGACCACUUCUUCCUCCUCCGCCAAUUCUUCACCAAAAACUAGCACCAGUACCAAAGAAAAUGAACUUCGACAAGUUUUUAGCUACUUUGAUGAUAACAAAGAUGGCAAGAUUUCGGUCGAGGAACUUAGAGCAUAUUUCUCUUCUGUCGGUGAUUCAAUGUCCCGUGACGAGGCUCAAAGGGUGAUUCUGGAGUUCGAUAAAGAUGGAGACAAUUUGUUAGAGUUUGGAGACUUUGUUCAAUUAAUUGAAACGGACAACAAGGGUGACGAGGCUAAUGAUUACGUUAAGAAAGCCUUCGAGAUGUUUGAGGAUGACAAGGGCUCGGGAUGCAUCACUCCUAAAGGACUGCAACUAGUUUUGAACCGUCUUGGAGAUCCAAAAUCCUUGGAAGAAUGUGAAGCCAUGAUUCGAGCUUAUGAUCUUGAUGGCAAUGGAGUUCUAGAUUUCAAUGAAUUCCAUACAAUGAUGUCCUAGGCUCCCAUGAUUCCCCAACACACGCACGCACCACCCAAAAACUCCCCCCCGGGCGGGAACAUGUUGAACUUUGUUUGCUGUUUUUUUUUUUUUUAAUUGUACUAUAAAGCCUGUUAUCGUAAGUGUUUUUACAAAUUGCGUA
Molecule: messenger RNA, 791 nt
Organism: Coffea eugenioides
Lineage: Eukaryota; Viridiplantae; Streptophyta; Magnoliopsida; Gentianales; Rubiaceae
Product: probable calcium-binding protein CML41
Exons: 1
Coding region: 74-649 (191 amino acids)
Molecular function (GO): calcium ion binding
Source: RefSeq, a predicted model, not a curated record